CAUAUCCAACUGCACACACAUGGCUUGUCAGGAAAGCUGCGCAGUGACUCCUGGAGGGCCCGUGUGCUACUGUAAGAAUGGCUACGAGGUGGGCCCGGAUGGAAAGCUGUGUAAAGAUUUUGAUGAGUGCGCUGUGUAUGGCACCUGCAGUCAGUCCUGCACUAACACUGAAGGCUCUUACACCUGCUCCUGUGUGGAGGGCUAUUUGCCCCAGCCAGACAAUCGCUCUUGCAAAGCCAAGAAUGUACCAGUGGAUCGUUUGCCUGUGCUGUUGAUCGCCAACUCCCAGAACAUCCAAGCCACGUCGCUGAGUGGCACCACAGUCCACAGCCUUUUGUCCACGAGCACCAAACAAACCACGGCCAUGGAUUUCCACUAUGCUCAGGAGUCUGUCUGCUGGAUCCAUGUGGGGGAUUCCCCCUCGCUCACCCACCUUAAAUGUGCCAAGAUUCCUAAUCUGAAGAGCUUCACGGAGGAGAGGGUCAUCAACAUCUCCUUCAGUCUACACCAUGUGGAGCAGAUGGCGAUCGACUGGCUUACCGGAAACUUCUACUUUGUGGAUGACGUUGACGACAGGAUUUUCGUGUGUGACAAGGAUGGGCAGACAUGUGUUACCCUCCUGGACCUGGAGCUGUACAACCCUAAAGGCAUCGCCCUGGACCCCACAAUGGGGAAGGUGUUCUUCACAGACUAUGGUCAGAUCCCUAAGGUGGAGCGCUGCGACAUGGAUGGUCAAAACCGCACCAAGCUGGUGGACAGUAAGAUUGUGUUCCCCCAUGGCAUCACGCUGGACCUGGUCAGCAGACUCGUGUACUGGGCCGACGCCUACCUGGACUACAUCGAGGUGGUGGACUACGAAGGCAAAAACCGACACACCAUCAUCCAGAGCCUGCUGGUGAGAACGGAUGAGCGGAGCACACCGCACUCCAACCUGUAA
This is a messenger RNA of Solea senegalensis (Senegalese sole), 937 nucleotides long. RefSeq names its product low-density lipoprotein receptor-related protein 1-like. The coding region runs from base 20 to 937 and encodes 305 amino acids. NCBI's taxonomy places the organism in Eukaryota, Metazoa, Chordata, Actinopteri, Pleuronectiformes, Soleidae. The transcript is spliced from 6 exons. Gene Ontology annotation, molecular function: calcium ion binding. The record is from RefSeq and is a predicted model, not a curated record.